UAUAAAUUUGUUUCCUCAGGCUUAUUUGUCGUCCAGAAAAGAGAAAAAAAGAAAGAAUAGCGUCAAGUUUUCGCCUGAUAAUUUUCACUUGUUCGACUUCUACAUUUCAAAAUGCCUCGACGCAGCUCCGGAGGAAGAUCUGCUCCUCGCCCUCGUCCCGCAGCUGCGCGUAGCCCUCCUCCCCAAACUGUUAAUCGUGCUCCUCCUCCAGCAACAGCUCAGCCUAACGGUGGUGGUUCUGUCUUUGGGAGUAUUGGCUCAACCAUAGCUGAUGGUAUGGCUUGGGGCACUGGAAACGCAGUUGCACACAGGGUAAUGGAUUCUGUGAUGGGCCCAAGAACCUUUAAGCACGAAACCGUUGUUUCUCAGGCCGCCCCUGCUUCUUCCCCUGUUCCAAACAGCACUGACUCUGGUUCUUGCGACACUCACUCCAAGGCUUUCCAAGAUUGUGUUAACAAUUUUGGAAGCGACAUCAGUAAGUGCCAGUUCUACAUGGACAUGUUGUCUGAGUGCAGGAAGAAUGCUGCUGGUUCCAUGAUGGCUGCUUAAGUGUGAUCUCGCGUCUACUAUUUGGAAAAAACCUGCGUGAAAUUAGGGAAAUUUGUAAUAAAGAGUCUAUUUGGUAUUUAGAUAAAAGCUUAGGUCUACUUGCUGUUUGUUUUUAUGUCUCUGCUAAAGAAAAUCAAACAACGAAUUCUCGCCAUGAUGUUUGUAGCCUCGGAGAUGUUAAGAGUUAUUAAUCAUUUUUACUGCUUUUAUAAAAAAAAAAAAUCAAACUAUGGCAGAGUUAAAACAAACCCAACAAAAUAUUAACGAUCUAACGUCGCAAACAUAACAACAAUCAAUUUUACAAUUUUUAAAUGGGUUUUGUAUUCUUAGACCAAAAGAAAAUGAAGAAAAGAAAGAAAGUUCAAAAUCAAAGUAAAUGCUAGAGAGCAUUUGGCAUCAUUCUCGAAUAUUGUUUGGAGAUUGUGUUGGUUGUUCUUAAAUCUAGAUUCUCUGAAUCUUCAGCUUAAAGCAUCAGGUGUUGAAUGCAAUUAGCCGAUCUUUUCUCAACUUCUAGUCUUUUGAGCAUCUUUUAACCUUUUGGCAGAGUUAAAAUUCUCCUCGUUCAUAUUGUGAAUGGGCAUAAUAAACAUCGAAUUCUUUUUUUUCAACGUAGGUCACAAAACAAAUAAACCUAUAUGUUCAUAAAAAAAAUUGUGAAUUGACG
This is a messenger RNA of Thlaspi arvense, 1213 nucleotides long. The record is from the annotation of a GenBank genome assembly. Lineage: Eukaryota; Viridiplantae; Streptophyta; Magnoliopsida; Brassicales; Brassicaceae.